UCAGAACUAAAAUGAAAAAUGAAAAAUGAAACAGAGGAUAAGGUCAAAACUUGACAAGUAUAAUUAAAAGAACCGAAACCACGGGCCUUCAAGAGCGCGCAGUAGGCAAUUGCAUUCAAAUUGCAUCCUUAAGAGGGCAUCAAUGAAGGGAUUUGAACUGGCCACAACAAGCUGCCAUUCAAAAGUGAGAAACCAAGCAAGGCAGCAGUAACAGUAGGAGCAGUAAUAUUUGUUGAGCAAAAAACCCAAAUAUUGGGAGUUGAUCACCUUUAUUGUUGAUACCUACCAAAGACGUACCAAUUGAUUGCCAAAAGGAAUCAGAAAUCCGGGCAAGGGAGGUCAUUGGUUCAGCUAAACAGAGAACCAGACAGGAAGAGUUGCAGUGGGGCUCUUUAUCUUCUGGUCAAUAACUGGGCAACAGAACCUGAACUGGAAAACAAGACAGCAGCAGCUAUCUCAGAGCUUCACCACAUGAGUCAUGAGGGCAGGGCAAUCCAUCGUUCUUGAGAACCAGAGACAAAGAGGGUGAACCUGCUCUUUAGGUUGUCGGUUUUGUACAAGUUUUUCAAUAUCUCUCUUGCUCUCAAACCGCUCACUUGUCUCUGCAUUUUGGAAUUGCUCUGCCUCAAAUUUCACUCUCUGGAAAUCGUCAAUGGAGAGUCUCGAGAGAACAAAAGGGGAGAUUACUGAAGAAACCUCAACUUCUCAGGGCGGCGCAUUCUCUGGCGCUGUCACCGGUGUGCCAGGAGAGGAUAGUGUGAAGAAAAACCCUGUGUACCAUAUGAUUCAGUGCUUGGAAAGCCUAAAGCAGUUGAGUUCUGGUGAAAGCAGUCAAAAAGGCGACAAGGUUUUGAUUGGGUGCCAGGCUACUCAAGAUCUUGUUUUGGGCUUGAAGAACAUGGCUUCAUAUCUUCAUGAUUUGCAAAGUAGAGAGGAAUUUAGAGCAAGAGAUGGACCAAAUGUUGUGGUGAGUAUUCUAAAUGAUGGAUUUGGGAACAGAGACAUAGUGUUCAGUGGCUUUGCUGUCGUUGCUGCUGCUUCAACGGGUAACAAGGAUACAAAAGAGUCUUUCAUGAACUUGAAGAUUGAAGAGCUUAUUUUGCAAGCACUUACAAAAAGUAGAGACACAAGAGGUGAAAGCAGCAUUGACUUGAAUGUCAGUGUAUAUGAUGCCAUACAUAUUCUCUUAACAGCUGACGAUACUCGUUUUCCGCCUUCCCAAAUAUGUGGUAAUGCGCGGAAAUUCGCCCAAACUGGAAUUGUAGAAGUUCUGCUUCAAGUUAUGAACACAGCAGCCCUAUCUGAGCGUUUUUUAGCAGCCAUCGCUUUGGACGCUAUUGCUCUCAAUGAUAAAAUAUGUGCAAUCAUAUUUCAAAAGGGUGGUACUGCUAGAGUUCUCUCCUGUCUUCAAAGCAUUCUCCCAGAUACUGAAUUCAGUACUGACCCAGACAAAACAGUAACAAAAGCUUGCUGUUCUUUGCUCUCCAAGUUGGCAGGAAUGGACACCGAUGACAUUAUUUCUGAGGAGAGUUUGGGUACGCUAAUCGACCUUAUUUCUGAACAGAGUUUGGGUACGCUAGUCUACCUCAGCGGGACUCCAUGUUAUUAUGACUCUUCAGUCCUGCAAGAGAUGAUGUCUCUUAUUUCAAUACUCUCCCUAAAAUCCCCUGCCUGUGCAUUUGAAGCCGGGGUUGGAAAACUUACAAUCAAGGUCAUGAAGGAUUUCCCUGCUGCACAAAUACUGCAAUGGAGAUGCUGUCUCAUUAUCCGGAAUCUUGCUGUAAAAAACUCAGAAAACAUAAAAAUUAUGCUCGAGAAUGGUGUCGAAACAUUGAUAAGGCAGGCGAAGCAAACGCAUGCAAUCUGUAAGGAUGCUGCGACAGACGCCCUAAGGCGUCUGGAACUUGAUGAUUACUACGUGUAAUUAUAAAAGAGCCUAUACGUUUUCCCUGUUUGUUUUGGCUUUUGCCCAAGGUCCGUGAUGUAGCGGUUGGUUUUGAUAUUUCAACAGCUGGGAUCUUAUUACUUUAAAAAUUAUAUUUUUCAACGGGGUUAUUUGGAAGAGUUUUUAACCAUGCCAAACGCUAUUAAUGUUUAGAACUGAGGAGCUUUUUAUUCAACUGCCUUUUUGAAGUACAUGCUGCCUGUUUGGUGCUUCCAGUGCUGCAAGAUGUAACAAAUAAAAGAGGUAUUGUGUUCGUUCAACAAAUAAAAGAUUGUACA
Rosa rugosa (rugosa rose) is the source of this 2223-nucleotide messenger RNA. RefSeq lists its product as uncharacterized. The transcript is spliced from 11 exons. The coding region runs from base 653 to 1924 and encodes 423 amino acids. NCBI's taxonomy places the organism in Eukaryota, Viridiplantae, Streptophyta, Magnoliopsida, Rosales, Rosaceae. The record is from RefSeq and is a predicted model, not a curated record.